GAUAUAAACAAAACAUAUUUUUCCCACUCAAUAAUAUACCAGAAAAACUUAAUUGUCAUUUAAAUUCACUCAAUCCACACGUUUGUGCUAAUAUAUCGAGUCAUAGUCUAUCUAUUAUAUAACACUUGUUAUCAUAAGUUUCAUGAAUAACUGAAUUUCAUUGGGAAGUGUGUCUCGCAAUAGAUAUCCUAAUAUAUACGGCAUAAUAAUAAUAUAAUCAGCGAUUUAUCGUUGGUAUUGACAAUAAGUGCUACAAAUACGAGAUACUCGGCUGACAUGUCAAUGAUGUCCAUUGAAAUGAAUACGUCAGGUAUGGCCACAAUCGGCACACAGUUCCCACCCGUCACCUACAGCUCAUCGUUUGUCACAUUCAUCAUCAAUGAGCACUUCGCCAACGAAUCAGAUAUUGUGGCCGAAGAGGAAGAGAGCGCGAAGAAUGAGAACAUAAACAUCAAUAACAGUAAGAAAUCGCCGCAAAUAUCAAACGCGAGGUCGCGGUGGCAGGCGUUGGCCAGGAGUGCGUUCGUCCGCAACCAUCACAACAAGACAUCGCAGACAUCGGCCAACAAUACGGUCAACACCGACGCCAAGAACCACACGAAUGGUGUGGUGGGCGGCAAUCACCUGAAGGAGAACCACACGAAUAGUGUUGUACUCGAACUCUUCGCGUUGAACUCUCUGGAGUUGAGCGCACCGGCCAGUGAUAUCAUACUGAAGAGCCGGUCCCAGAAUUGGGUGCAACUGUCGGGACACGAGGACUCGUUCGCGUUGGCCGGACCCGGAACCAUAUGGAAGAAGCGCUCCUCAGACGACACGGAAGUGCGCGCCUACGAGGCCCUCAUGAAUGACUCCAUGUGUGAAAUGGUGCCAAAGUUCUUCAGAGACGUCUUCUAUAACGGCGACUAUUUCAUCGAAUUGGAGGACCUGUUGUUCGAGUACAAAGACGCGGCCAUAAUGGACAUAAAGAUGGGCACCCGAACCUUCUUGGAGGACGAGGUGACCAACACGAAGGCGCGCCAAGACCUGUACGACAAGAUGAUCAAAAUCGACGCCACGGCGCCCACCGAACUCGAGCACCAGCAGAGGGCUGUCACCAAACUGACGUACAUGAAGUUCAGGGAAGCCCUGUCCUCCUCAUCCAAUCUGGGCUUCAGAAUCGAAGGCUUCAAAGCCGGGGAAGACUUGCAGCUCUGCAAAGACCUUAAGCUCGUGAAGCACAGGGAGGAAGUGAAGGCAACACUGGAAGCCUUUCUGAUGCACAAGAAUCAGGUGCGCCUUAAGCUCAUCGAUCGCCUCAAACAGUUGGCGCUGCGGUUCGAGUGCUCCGAGUUCUUCAACAGCCACGAAGUGAUCGGCAGUUCGCUACUCAUCAUACAUAACGGCAAGAGCGCCGGCGUCUGGAUGAUCGACUUCGCCAAAACCAUUCCCGUGCCGGAGGGCCUCACCAUUGACCACAAAUCUCAGUGGCAUUUGGGUAACCACGAGGACGGCUACCUCUUCGGACUCAAUCAUCUGAUCGACAUAUUAGAAGAAUGCGGAGACGAUUAGGCGUUGAUAGCAAUGUCAACCACUGAUUGUCUGUUAAUUAUUAUAAUUAUUUAUCUAUAAAUCAAUUCAUGUGACUUCAGACAUCAAAAUCAAAGCUACAAAAAUACACCCAAAUCUACGAUUAUGACUACCAUUUCCUUUUGUAAUUUGAUUUUCUGUGCCAAAAAUGUUCAUUAUAUCAAGUAUUUUGUACAUAAUUUAUUACAUAAUUACCAUGUUUAUUAUGUAUUUUACAUCGAAAAAACAUUUAAUCAAUUAAUUAAAAUAGAAAUGAAAUAAUUACCAGAAUACA
Messenger RNA from Oppiella nova, 1840 nucleotides. NCBI's taxonomy places the organism in Eukaryota, Metazoa, Arthropoda, Arachnida, Sarcoptiformes, Oppiidae. The record is from the annotation of a GenBank genome assembly.